This is a messenger RNA of Desarmillaria tabescens, 1362 nucleotides long. RefSeq names its product amidohydrolase 2. NCBI's taxonomy places the organism in Eukaryota, Fungi, Basidiomycota, Agaricomycetes, Agaricales, Physalacriaceae. Gene Ontology annotation, molecular function: hydrolase activity. The coding region runs from base 115 to 1326 and encodes 403 amino acids. The transcript has 6 exons. The record is from RefSeq and is a predicted model, not a curated record.
CGUCAUUCCCGUUGAAUGCAUUGCUUGUGCAAUGUGGCCGUUGCAGUAGAGAAGUCGCAUCCACGUGCUCUUAUCUCACUCAAAUUUUGAAAUUACACCUUGUCAAUUACCAUCAUGAAGUCCACCUUCAAAACACUCGUCGAAACUGCAGACUCUUACCCUGUCAUUGAUAACCACGCCCAUCCCCUCCUUACCGCAGAGAAUAAAGCCUCUUUCCCGCUCGAAGCUCUGUUUACUGAAGCAGAAGGCGAUGCUAUAAAGGACUCGGUCCACUCUUUAUCUUGUUUUCGUGCAACCUCUCAAUUAGGACAAAUCUUUGGCUUAGAUGAACCUUCAUGGGACGACAUAAAGAAAAGGAGAAACGAGAUGGACUAUGGUGAUCUGUGUAACCUACUCAUGAGGCCGACCGGAAUCCAAUGUCUUUUGCUCGAUGAUGGCCUCGGAGGUGUCGCCGAAAUGGCUGAGGAUUGGACAUGGCAUCGUCAAUUCAACUGCUCCGUCAAGCGUAUCGUCAGGAUCGAAACUGAAGCUGAAGCUAUUCUUGAGCGCAUGGUAAAAGAGUCCGCGUCCGUUCCCAUGACUCUGGACGGGUUCACGAAACAACUUCAAAAGUCGUUCUCUGAGAGCGCCGCUAGUGAAGACGUCGUUGCAUUCAAGUCGAUUGCAUGCUAUCGUACCGGUUUAAAUAUCGCCACCCGGGAUUUAGAGAAUGACACUUACGAUGAUUAUGUUAUGGCAUACAAGAGGUGCUUAAGAGAUGAGAAGAUCAGGCUGGCCUAUAAGGCCCUCAAUGACCAUAUCGUUCGCGUUGCUCUUCAAAUUGCUGGAGAAUAUAACAUUCCAGUACAGUUCCACACCGGCCUUGGGGACAACGACAUAACACUAGCGUUCUCCUCACCCUCCCAUAUGCAACGUAUCAUCAAAGCCUACCCCAAAACCUCAUUCAUCCUACUUCACUCCUCGUAUCCAUACACACGCGAGGCAGGAUAUCUGACUUUGGUGUACGCUAACGUGUUUCUGGAUUUCGGGGAGAUUUUCCCCAUGGUUUCGGCACAUGGGCAGAAGGCCGUGGUUCGGCAGAUGCUCGAAAUAACACCGACGAACAAGAUUUUAUGGUCUACCGACGGACACUGGUUUCCAGAAACUUAUUAUCUUGGUACACUUCAGGCUAGAACCGCUCUGAGUGAGGUCCUCUCCGAAUUGGUCACUAGCGGAGACUUGACCGAAAAUCAGGCAGUGAAGAUUGUUCAAGACGUUCUGUUUCACAACUCGAAUCGAGUGUACAAUCUAGGACUCGAGCCAAACCUAGUACAUAAUGGGAAAUAGCGGCAGGAGUUAAUGCAUUGUAUUGGUACCUGGACG